Molecule: messenger RNA, 867 nt
Organism: Callorhinchus milii (elephant shark)
Lineage: Eukaryota; Metazoa; Chordata; Chondrichthyes; Chimaeriformes; Callorhinchidae
Product: heat shock protein beta-11
Exons: 1
Coding region: 198-776 (192 amino acids)
Biological process (GO): response to heat; protein refolding
Molecular function (GO): protein folding chaperone
Source: RefSeq, a predicted model, not a curated record
CUAUUAUUUUCUGACUCACACGACAGACAUACACACACAAAAUCUCCAGCAAAGCCCCUUCUAAAAGCGCCUGGAAGUCCAGGCGACGGUAGAUAAAAGGGCUCUGGGGCAGAAGCACUUGCAACAGCCGCAGCACAGAGACGGACUGAGCUCCGAGCGAGAAGAAGCCUCAGAAAGACACAGACGGACAAGCAGCGAUGUUGAGUUGUGGCUCUUUGCAGACUUGUCGGAGUUGCCGUCAGCCUGUCAACCCGUGGCCCGGCUCCAGCCUGGGCUUCCUGGGGCUCUGGCACCAGCUGGACUUUGUGAAGCGGAUCCACCGGCUCCUGGAACAGGAGGAGAAGGUGGUCUGGCAGCGGAACAGGAGCCGGAAUGGGCAGGAGGCCAGAGGCGGCGAAGCCGGCUUGGCUGUGUCUCUGGGCGUCCGGAAGUUCUCUCCGGAGCAGCUGAGCGUGAAAGUGGUGGGAAGGAAAGUGCUGGUGUCGGGAAGGUGGGAAGAGAGGAGGGAGGAAGGGGCGGACGGCUGCUGCAGCUACCGGCGGGAAGAGUUCGAGAGGGAGUACGUGUUGCCGGAGGGUGUGGACGAACAGGCGCUGUCUUGUUCCCUGUCCCACGAGGGCGUGCUACACAUUCAGGCCCCGCUCCGGACCCUGGCAGCCGGUCGCGAGCGCAUCGUGUCCAUCAGCCUCACCCCUCACCCAGCAACGCCUGCCCAGCCAAGCCCCGACACACAGCGGCCAGCGCAGGAGGAGGAGGAAGACAGGAAGAAAGGCUGAAGCGGCAGACGGCGAAUGAACUCUUCCACCGCACUGUUGUGCAGUAGUCCACCCAAAAACAAACCAAAAAAAAUAAUAAUUUAGUCACUCA